Molecule: messenger RNA, 1965 nt
Organism: Cuscuta epithymum
Lineage: Eukaryota; Viridiplantae; Streptophyta; Magnoliopsida; Solanales; Convolvulaceae
Source: the annotation of a GenBank genome assembly
UGUAUAUAUAUGGAAGUCACGUACAACUCACAACGAUAAAAUGAAAACAAACAUACCAGCACGUUAAUUCGCACCUGGUGGCUACACCCUACCACACCGGAUUUGAUCGAUUCCCAUCAUGGCCGGCGACGCCGCCAACCACUCCGGCAUCGUUUUCCUGCUGCUCCUCCUGACCCUGCUGCUCCUCCCUUAUAACAUUCACGCAGCAAGGGCGUCCUUCUACAAAUCGUCGUCAGACGCAACGACAGCGCCGCCACCGCCGCUGCCAGAACAAGUUCAGCCGACCUUCAUCCAAGCAAUUGACGACCUAAGGCACGGGAUUCUUAGUAAAGAGUCUCUCGCCGUCGUCGAAGCACCCGCCCCCGCCCCCGCCUUCGCGGAUGCACCCGCCCCCGCCCCCGCCGAAGAAGCCUCCGCCACCGGAACCAAGACCCAAUGGCUCCCCUGGAACUAUCACCCUGAUAUGUAUGUGACGCGCGCAGAGCCCACGAGUAUGCAGGAGAGGAUUCAGGCGCUGUACGAGGAUGAAGUGUUAAGAAAGGAAUACGAAGAGAACCAGCGACUUGCCGCCGCGGAGAAGCAGCAGCAGGCUGCCACCAACGCUUAUAGUGAUACGAAGGCGGCCGCCGCGGCGGAGUUCACAACCGCAAAUGUGGAGGAGGACGAGGAGAAGGAUGAUGAGGAUUCCCGCGUAAAGUACACUAAUAAAUAUAGUGCAAAAAAUCAUUACUAUAAUACCAAUUACGAGACGGAGAACGAGCAAGAUGAGCCAUCAAACCACUACUUCACCGCUUCCAAGAACACACCCUCAACCUCAACCCCACCCCCACCCUUCUACUACUACUCACCCCCACCCCCUUCCCCACCCCCACCCACCUCCAAGUACUACCGUUCUGCUAGUUUCAAUACAAAGAGUGAAAGUGAUACCGGUGGCGCUACAAGAAUUCCAGCGACGGUCGAUGAAUCGGAGGAGGACAAGGACGAGGAUUUCAAGUACACUAAUAAAUAUAGUACAAAAAAUCAUUAUUAUAACAAUAAAAAUAAGCCCUCGCCGUCACCCCCACCACCCCACCUCCUUAAAUUACCCCCACCCCCACCCAAGUAUUACAGUUCUGCUAGUUUCAAUAAGGAGAGUGAAACCCGCGGCACCACAAUAAUUACUGCGAAGGUCGAUGAUCAAUCGGAGAAGCCGGACAAAACUUAUUACUACAAGGCGAACUACGAGGAUGAGAAAAAUACCCCACCAGUCGAUGAAAAAGAUGUCGCUUUCUAUUUCACUGAAAGCGCCAAUACUCAUUUGAAACCGCCGCCGCCGCGUAAAACCUCACCAAGUGCCACCAGAAUCUAUGCAACUUAUAACCAGAACAACAAUAUCCCGCCACAAAGCCACGGCGCCUCAAACACUAAUAAGUACAACCCUAGUAAUUAUUACAACAAUAAUUACCAGCGGCAGGAGGAGGAGAAAUCUGGAGCAGAACAGCCUUUCGGGAUGAGUGAUACCAGAAAACCAAGCAACCAGCUGAAUUAUCGUAAUACUAAUUAUAAUCCCACGCACACUACGGAAAGUUAUCAUAAUUUUGGUCAGGCGGACAUGACCACUUUGGACGAAGAAGACUUGCCCUAGUCCGUCCAGCCAAUCAAAACCGCCGCUGUUUUCAGUCCCGCUGCCGCCGCAAAUCUCUGUCUCGUUUUGUUGAGUAAGGACGUACGUACUAUUACUACUGUUGUUGUUGUGUCAUGGAUCGGGUUAAUUAAUUUUGUCUUGGACGGCUUCGACCGCCGCUGUACUGUGGUGGGUGGCCUGGAUCGUUACAUGUUGUUUCGUUAUUUGCUGUUUUUUGUGCUCGUUUUGUUGUUAACCCUUUAAUUUCUUUUGAAUGUAUCUCUUUCAUCCUUUGCUAUAUAUACGAAUUUAAGUGGUACGGAGUAUUAUAUUUAUGAAUUCUGAUAUGAAUUGAAGUGGAA